Rhodotorula graminis WP1 is the source of this 610-nucleotide messenger RNA. RefSeq lists its product as uncharacterized. The transcript is spliced from 3 exons. Gene Ontology annotation, biological process: mRNA splicing, via spliceosome. Gene Ontology annotation, cellular component: U2-type prespliceosome; U1 snRNP; precatalytic spliceosome. The record is from RefSeq and is a predicted model, not a curated record. NCBI's taxonomy places the organism in Eukaryota, Fungi, Basidiomycota, Microbotryomycetes, Sporidiobolales, Sporidiobolaceae. The annotation marks the transcript as partial. Gene Ontology annotation, molecular function: U1 snRNA binding; mRNA binding.
AGGAGGGCGACGCGACGACGGCGAAAAAGGCCAAGGCCGUCGCAGCAUCCGCGACCAAGCCCGUCAAGGUCGCCGACAAGCCGACCGACGCCGUCACGGUCGACCUGUGCGCCGAGGAGCAGUUCCAGUUGCGCAAGCGCGAGCGUGAGCGGAAGAGGAAAGAGGCCAUGUCCAAGCCCUACGCGCCGCAAGACGACGAGGAGAUCUGCGGCGACCCGUACAAGACGCUGUUCGUCGGGCGCCUCCCGCACGACGUGACCGAGAAGGACCUCCUGCGCGAGUUUGACCUGUACGGCCCGAUCGAGCGCUUGCGCCUCGUCACCCACCCGGACACGGGCGAGUCGCGCGGCUACGCGUUCAUCGUCUACGAGCGCGAGCGCGACAUGAAGGCGGCGUACAAGGACGCCGACGGGCUCAAGAUCAAGGGCAAGCGCGUCCUCAUCGACGUCGAGAGGGGUCGGACCGUUAAAGGGUGGAAGCCGCGUCGGCUCGGAGGAGGCCUCGGCGGGAGGAUCAAGAAGCUCAAGGGCGGCAUCCCGGCCCCGGAUCCUCACGUCCCUCCCCCCUUCUUCGGCGGCGGGUACCGCGGCGGCUUUGGCGGCCCUCCUCG